Molecule: messenger RNA, 2101 nt
Organism: Salpingoeca rosetta
Lineage: Eukaryota; Choanoflagellata; Craspedida; Salpingoecidae
Exons: 3
Coding region: 226-1968 (580 amino acids)
Biological process (GO): regulation of transcription by RNA polymerase II
Molecular function (GO): DNA-binding transcription factor activity, RNA polymerase II-specific; RNA polymerase II cis-regulatory region sequence-specific DNA binding
Source: RefSeq, a predicted model, not a curated record
ACCAGCCACAGCAACAACACAAACAAACACAAACACAGCCACGAUGAGUGAGAGAUGAGAUGAGACAAUGCUCGCUCGCCCCCAUGCGACAUUUUCAUUUUCAUUGGACACUCAGAGGCCUUGCGACGUGUAAGCCAAAUCCGCACCACCACCACCACCACUAACAACAACAACAACAACGCAAAGCAAAGCUAGCCUUCACAAAGCGCAUCUCCACAGCUCGCCAUGUCUCCUUCUCCGAUCCCUGGCCCACGCGUGUCAGCGUCACAGCAAGCGCAGCAGCAUCGCCAACGCAACGGGAGCACCAGCGCCUCCAAUGUGCGAUGCAAUGCACUGCGCACGUCCUCGCGUUGCAACAGUCUGUCCAACAGCUUGUCCAGCAGCCUGUCCAGCAGUUUGGCCAGCCUGACCUGGCUCACCAACCCGCUCACCUGUCGCCAGAGCCCAUCCGGCACGAAAUACCAGGCACCCCAGAUCACCUAUGCCUCACACGACGCCCAAGCAAACUACUACAACAGCAGCGACUACUAUUGCAGGAGCAGCCGAAAGCAGCGCACCGGAUGCGCCAAAACAAAGGCGACGAGUGCCCGUGGCGGUCAUGGCCAUGGUCGUGACGACGAAGACGACGACGAUGACGAUGACUAUGACGACGUGUUUGGCCCAGAGUUCAAGCAGGAGAAGGAAAACUCGCGCUCUGGCACACCAGAGGACAUUCUUUCCUUUGACUGGGCCAGCAACCCACACAAGAAGCCGCCAUUCGCCUAUGCCACGCUCAUCUUCAUGGCACUGCGUGAGAGCGACAAGGACAAGCUCUCGCUAGCCGAGAUUUACGACUACAUCCUCGACAACUUUGCCUACUACCGCCACGCUCGUUGCGGCUGGAAGAACUCCAUCCGCCACAACCUGAGCCAGGAGAAGUGCUUCCUCAAGGUUGACCGCGAUGGCACGGAGCGCGGCAAGGGCGGAUACUGGAUGCUGCGCCCAGACUUUGUUGACUUUGAGCAGAUGAAGACGCGGCGCCGCCGUAAGUUCAAGCGGCGGCGGUCGGUGCCGGAGCCGACGACAGACGCAGAGUCUGCAGCACAUGCGAGCGACAGCGAUGGCGGGCACAGCACCGCCAGCAGCAACAGCCCAUAUGCGAGGGAGAAGAGCACGCCCUCGCACUCGCGGCGCAGCAGCAAGGCGAAAGGCAGAGGAAAGGGAAAGGGGGCAAAAGGAAAGAAGGCACAAGCUGCUGCUGCCACUGCUGUUGCAGCAUCCCGAAGAAAGAGUGGAAGCAGGAGCAGCAAACACCAGCAGCAUCAACAGCAGCAGCAGCUGGAGCACAGGACGGUGUCUGCAACGCUUUCGUCGCCCUCCUCAUCGUUCACAUCAGCGGGGUCGCCACAUCACGUGACCUCGGCUGCACCGCCGCACCCGCCACGCCGCAACGCUCCAUACCCCAUGAAGCCAGCUGCGCAAAAGCUGCGCCGCCUGACGCCAUCUGCCCUGGCAGCACUCCGCGACACCACCUCUGAUGCCACCACCUCGCUUGAUGCCCUGACAGCCGCAGCGCCGCACAUGUGUGCGCCCGGCGGCCACGACAGCGCAGUCACGCACGGGUCUCCGAGCAUCAACGAAGCGGACCUGAGCCAUUCCAUGUCGCACCUGGGGCUGACGAUGGCGCUUGGUGAAGAUGCAGGCAAGCUGGCGCCACUGCCGCAGCAGCAGGACCUGGAUAUGAUGAUGGAUCUCGGCACCAGCUUUGCCGCGCCAAUGGCGACGACGACAGACGACGCCAUGGCCCACCGGCCCUCGUUCCAGGCCAUCUUGUCGCAGCUCCACACGCCAGGCACCUCUUUUGCACAGAACGCGUUUCCACAAGCACCACCCGUGCAGGCAGGCCCGCGCACUCGCAACAGUGGCGAUGGUGCUGAUGAUGAGAUUGACGACUCCGACAAGCCCAUCCCAAGCGACUGGCUGCUCUGACUUGCUUGUGGCCCAGCGCGUGUGCGUAUGUAUGCCUUGACUUGACUUGACUUGACUUGAGUGACCUUUGCUGACGCUGUAUCAUAAUGAAUGCGUUUGAUUGAUGAGUCAACGAAUGACACGAAGAAGAAGG